This is a messenger RNA of Betta splendens (Siamese fighting fish), 3078 nucleotides long. It is a transcript of the gene ifrd2, whose product is annotated as interferon-related developmental regulator 2. The record is from RefSeq and is a predicted model, not a curated record. The coding region runs from base 502 to 1866 and encodes 454 amino acids. The transcript has 13 exons. NCBI's taxonomy places the organism in Eukaryota, Metazoa, Chordata, Actinopteri, Anabantiformes, Osphronemidae.
UGGCGGAUCUAACCUGGCAACCCCGCCUGCCGGCCUGGUCUGUAGUUACUGUGGGGAAGAUGGUGGACUUGGCGACAGCGGCGUGCUCGAAACUCCGUCCCAAACACUUUGAAAAAUAUUUCCUAUCUCAACCUGGUAUUAGAUAUAGACUACCCGGGGACAAUCAUAGAUAAUACGCCGCGAAAACCGUUGAGGAUAGUGACUUUUCCCCCGACGGACAAGUGUUUAUUCCAAAGAAAGCGGAGCGUUGUGAAGCGUGGGGUGGCUGGUAGUGAGGACGCUAGCAAACACCAGCCAGGUCGACGCGACUACACGGCGGACUUCUGGAGCUUUUUUGUUCCGCUGUUGAGACCAGCCACGGAGAUCUCACAGUCGUGUUUUUUUCUGCCUUCACACCAACUGCCAAGUCUGCGGGGAGCCGAGUUUACAGCUGGGCUGAAGAUAAGCUAACUUUGCCGCUACCUAGCUAACGCCAGCUAGCUUUGUUUUGAAGCGGUGGAAAUGCCUCGGAGUAAAAAAGGGAAACGUGGCUCCGGGAAGCCGGGCUCUCUCCGUCAGGAGGUUCUUCAGCUGCAACUGUCGGCUAAAGCGCCUCUAAAAGGUGUUAAAAAUGGGGUGAAGGGAGAGUCGGGUGCCAGCGAUGAUGAGCUGACGUCUGAUAUUCUCAGCCACUACAGCAGUGCCAGUGAAACUGCGUCUGUGCUGGAAGAGGGCACAGGAAAUGAGCAGGUGGACGAGCAGACGGCCCAGGAAGAAACAGAAGACAAACUCAAGCAGUGUAUAGACAACCUGAUGGAUAAAAGUGCUAAAACUCGCCUAGCUGCCCUUGAGUCGUUGCGACAGGCCUUUUCCUCCAGAGUGCUCUGCGACUUCAUCACAGAGCGACGUCUCACUGUCAGUGACUGCAUAGAAAGGAGCCUUAAAAAAGGCAGUGGAGAGGAGCAAGCAGCAGCAGCCACAGUCUUUGCGCUGCUCUGCAUUCAGCUGGGAGGUGGAGAUGAAGCAGAGGAGGGCUUUAAGAUGCUUCGCCCCAUCCUCACCGCCAUCCUGAUUGACAACAGUGCCAGCAUCACGGCCCGCCAGAGUUGUGCCAGAGCUUUGGGGAUGUGCUGCUAUGUCUCUGCUGGUGAGGAAGGAGAGGACUUGGUCAAGUCGCUGAACCUUCUCGAGAAUGUGUUCAUGGCUUCUUAUCCCAACAAAGAAGGAGCGCUGCCUGCACCCAAACCUGGAAGUCCAGCUCUUCACAGCGCUGCCCUGCAGGCCUGGUCGCUGCUUGUCACCCUCUGUCCUGCAUCUAAACUGAGACUGCUGCUUGACUUCCACCUCCCUAAACUCCAGGCCUGUCUGCAAAGCAGUGACGUCAGCUACAGGAUUGCAGUAGGAGAGACUAUCGCCCUGCUGGUGGAGCUGGGGCGAGAUAUAGACGAGGAAUUUGAAGUGGAGGAUGGGGAAAGUCUGUGUGAAUGUCUGAAGAGCUUAGCCACAGACAGCAACAAACACAGAGCCAAGAAUGACAGAAGAAAACAACGCUCCAUCUUCAGAGAGGUGCUACAUUACAUAGAGAAUGAAGACUUCACAGAGGAGAAGAUCAGAUUUGGAAUAGAGAGCGUUUACAUCGACGGCUGGACGAGGAGAAGAAUCUAUGACGCCUUCAAAGAGAUCCUCGAGUCUGGAGUCAGACAUCAUCUACAGUUUAACUCACUACUGAGGGACAUCUUUGGAUUAGGUGCACCUCUCAUUUUGGACGCUUCCGUUAAAGGCAACAAGAUUUCUCGAUUUGAGAAGCAUCUUUUCAACUCUGCCGCCUUCAAAGCCAGGACUAAACAGAGGAACAAAGUCAGGGACAAACGUGCUGACGUCAUGUGAGGGGACAAGGAUGGAGUAAAUAGAUUAGUAAUCCAGGAUCUUCAUCUUCUGAGACGGAUACAAAAAUGAUGCCUUCAACACUUUAGCUGCCAGACACACAACACUGAAUAAAUUCUUAACAGGGCCUUUUCACUUGUGCUGUUCACGGGAUACUUCAUUGUCGAUAUUGAGGAUCCACCAGUUAUUGAUAGUUCACGUGUAAUAACAUUAAAACCUUCUUAUGUAAUAUAAUCACGCAGGAUAUAACAAAGGUCAUUUCUAUCUCGCUGUUAGAAAUUCAAAGUGAAGUAUUAAGUCUCAUUGUCUGAGACGCUUUUAAGGUCAUCAUAACUGUGGAUGCCUUUUCCUGGAUAACGGGUCCUGGUGUAUCUUCUCCAUUGUGAUUUUCAGAAUCAGAUUGUGCAACAGAAAGUAGGAAGAAAAACACUUGCAGCAAAGCUUUAUUCUCUACUUUCUUCUCUACUGGGCUUUAAUUAUUCUUUGUGUUCCUUCCGUUCGUCUUUACAGCCGCUGCUUCCGCUGCCAAAACUGAAACUGAAUUUACAAAAAAUGCAAGCUUAAAAAUGUGUGGCGUUUGUGUGAGUGUGUUUUAUCAGCAUUUUAUUUAACGCCAUCAAAUAAACACAAAAAGAAAAUGCCUAAAUAUAUAAAGGAAAUAUAAUAGUUAAUCAUAUUCAUAUUUUUAAGAGGAAACACACUUGAACUGUUUCUAGCAUACAUGUGAUUUACCUAAUUUAUUCAAAAGUACUGUGAUUUCUUUUUGUUGAAAGAAAUUGAAAUUGAAAUGCUAGAAGCAGUUUGAAUGAACAAUUAUUAAAUGAAGACCAGUAUAUCUAUUUUUUUUCCUCACAUUUUUAAUGCAGGUUGGUGGGUUUACAGUAUAUGUGUAUGUAUAGGGAUUUAUGGAAAGACUUGAAUUGUUAGAUGCAUCUGAAUGAUUUUGCCAUGCACAGUGAAUUAAAGCAGGUCACUAACCAGAGCAGCUGGUUAGUAUCUUACCCUUGUGUGAUGCUCUCUGGGGCAGCACUUUUUCACAUGUUGUCUGAAAUCACAUCUGGAAGAUUCCCCAGCUUUUUUAAAUUUGCUGCUGUUUACCAGGUCUGACUCCCUGGAAGAUAGGGAGGUCUCUGUUACAGCUCUAACAAACUGUGUCAUCAAUAGUUCUGGUGAGAGGUAGAACGUGGAUUCAAUGAAAUAAAGACUAUUCGAGAA